Messenger RNA from Oncorhynchus gorbuscha (pink salmon), 2455 nucleotides. RefSeq names its product zinc finger protein 37-like. Gene Ontology annotation, molecular function: DNA-binding transcription factor activity, RNA polymerase II-specific; RNA polymerase II cis-regulatory region sequence-specific DNA binding. The record is from RefSeq and is a predicted model, not a curated record. Gene Ontology annotation, biological process: regulation of transcription by RNA polymerase II. NCBI's taxonomy places the organism in Eukaryota, Metazoa, Chordata, Actinopteri, Salmoniformes, Salmonidae. The coding region runs from base 130 to 1773 and encodes 547 amino acids. The transcript is spliced from 4 exons.
CCCGGUUUCUCAGACCAUGUGGUUGAUGAUAAACACAGUUUAAUAUCUCGCCAUGUUAAGCUUUUUGGUUUUAACAUUUGUUCGAUUUUAGUUCGAUUUCUUACCGCGCGCUCACUAUUAUUUGUCACCAUGUCUGUUUCCGACGAUGUGAAUUUUGAAACCCAGAUUGCGUCUGUUUUGGAUUCACUUGCAAAGGUGGCGGUGGUGGAAAUAACGAAACUGUUCGAGAGUCGCUUCCUUGCUUCGGGAACCACUAUUCUCAUUGAAGGGCGGAGUGAACAAAAUGAAACCUUGCAAACAGUGGACGCUGUAAAAAAGUCUGGCAAAAAAUGUCUUCGCAGUAUCGGAGUUCAAGUGGAUGAGGAAACAACAACGUCCUUAGAGCUACAUGAAAACCCAAAAAAGUGCAUGUCCUUGGAGGGAGGCAGUGGUUCUUUGAAUGGGAGCAAUGAGGAGGAGGGUCCUGCACAUCGUAUCCCCCUGCUGAAGGCUAAUCAGCCUGCUGAACUCAAGUGCUCUGUUCUAGAAGAGAAGGUUGUGGAGAUGGUGGAGGAGAUUAGUCUGGAAACAAAAUCUUCAACAACCACUGAGCCAGAAGAAGAACAAGUGAUAUAUUCUGCCACUGUGGAUCCAAUCCACCUUUAUGUUCCUGUUCAAAGCUCCCCAACUAAGCAGAAACCCCAGCCCCUCAAGACAGAAACUGAGAAUGGAAUCAACAUAGAAUGUGAGACUAAAGUCAUCUGCCAAAUGGUCCCAAAGGCAGAGGAGGACAUAACACGACAGCCUGCAUGUAAAGAAAAGCCUACCCAGAUGGAGCCCCAGCAGGCCAGUUACAGCACCGCCAAAGGGACAGCCUACAGCCCAUCCUCCUCAGAUGGGGCUUUGGUUCCUGUACAGGCUAAGAGUAUGUUGAAAUUUAUGGGUGUAACAAACGCUCCCUCUGCUCUAAUGAAGAAAAAGGUGGAUGUCAAGCUGGAAAAGAAAAAGAAGGUGGCUUUCAAGCUGGACCAGACAAAGAAGAAGGUGGACUUCAAGCUGGACCAGACAAAGAAGAAGGUGGACUUCAAGCUGGACCAGACAAAGAAGAAGAAGGUGGACUUCAAGUUGGACCAGACAAAGAAGAAGAAGGUGGACUUCAAGCUGGACCAGACAAAGAAGAAGGUGGACUUCAAGCUGGACCAGACCUCCUUGGAGCAGAAGUUGACGAGGCCUUGCUCUGUCCAGCUGGUGAACCUGCUUUUGGUACCCGGAAGAAAGAACUCUGGAGGGAAGAAGGCUAAUGGUAGCAACUGUCAUGACAACAAGAGGUUCCCCAUGCCAAAGGACCUCAAGACCCACCAAGGCCUCCACACGGGCCGACGCCUCUGCUGCUUCACUCAGUGUGGGAACGGUGUCUGGCGGCUGCAAGGGGUCCUCUCCUCAAGCCGUGCCCAUGGCUGCAAGAUCUGUGGGAAGCGCUUCAAGCGCAGGAAGAUCCUGAGGAGGCAUGAGCGCUUCCACACCGGUGAGAAGCCCUACUCCUGCUCCCAGUGCUCCAAAACGUUCGCCCUGCGGAAAAGCCUCCGCAGGCACGAACGGUUCCAUACAGGGCAGAGACCUCACAGCUGCCCCCAGUGUGGGAAGAGCUUUCGUCUCAGGGACAAUCUGAAGGCUCAUCUGCGCUUUCACACUGGUGAGAGACCUUUCACCUGCUCCUUCUGCUCCAAGAGCUUCAGAAUCUUCCGGAAUCUUGAGAAACACAGCAUUGAUCACUUGGGAGCGACAGCGAAAUAGCACAUUUUCCGGCGAAAGACAACUGUGCUAAAAGCAUGAGCAGCCUUCUGUAGGCCACCUUACAAAACUGUCCUACCUCUAACUGAAACUACUGAAUGUCCAUUCCUCAUUAUAACCAACCAUGUUGGUUAUUUUUGAUAAGGUGCUAUGAUGGUAAAUUGCAAUCAGGUUUGGAUUGUCCAGAAUGAUCAUCAGAGUGUAAGCUUCAGUGGACACUGAUGUUGUUGACAGCCAUAAUGUUCUAAUACGGUAAGGGCCUGUUUUCCAGACACAGAUUAUGCUUAAUUUUAAACCAAAAAGUAAUUUCAAUGGAGUUUUUCUAUUGCGCAUGCUGGACUAGGCUUAAAGAGACUCUUUGGGAUUUUGGCAAUGAAGCCCUUUAUCUACUUCCAGAGAGUCAGAUGAACUCAUGGAUACCAUUUUUAUGACUCUGCAUUCAGUUUGAAGGAAGUUGCUAACUAGCACAAUGACUGGAAGUCUAUAGUAACUGCUAGUAUGCUAGUAGAUAACAUAGAUUUCCGGUCAUUGCUCUAACGCUAGUUAGAAUUGGCUUGCGAAACUACACUAUAUGACCAAAAGUAUGUGGACACCUGCUCGUUGAUAUCGGAAUGAGAUGGUCAAACUUUACAGUUGGCACUAUGCAUUGGGGCAGGUAGCGUUCUCUUGGCAUCCGCCAAACCCA